AUGCCGACCGAAAUUCUGCAAGGCGGUUUGCCUUACACUUACCUGGCACCUCCUUGUUCAUGCAAAAUUUGCUGCAACUCUUUUCGCGAUCCAGCCGUGCAAGUCCCUCCAAGCGGAGCGUCCUAUUCCCUGGAAUUGACAGAUUCGCAAUCGAAGUCUAUUGCUGCCGAACAUCUCCAAAAUAUCAAGCAGGAUCUGACUUACUUGCGUGAGCAAUGGUCUUCGAAUGGAAAGACAAUUGCCAGUCGUUGGAAGAAGAAGAGUCGUGACAAACGCGUGGGUUACUUGACCACUGCUGACCCCAACCUUUUCGAGAAGCAAUGGUUUGCACCCAUGUUCACGAAUAAAGAGCUUGGUCGCCCAACCCAGUUUGACGCGAGAAAGUAUCGCCAGAUAAUCUUGCUUGAUUACUUGACCAUUGAUGGACUCAAAAGCGAUCCUACCAGGUUGCUUGGCCUUCUCCAGAAUCGAACUCUCCAUGGACCAGAAGAAUGGGCGAUACACGACAAUCAGAGGUUGAAUUGGGGCUGGAAGCUAGGCUUUCUCGAUAUCGAUGCUUCAAAUCUCUGCAUGUUUAUGCAUGGCCCUCGAUAUGGUGAACUGGUGGAAUGGGACGCAAGAGCAGCGCAUGCUGAAGAAAUCAUCGGUUUUCCUCGAGCGAGGAUGGUACUUGAAGCCCAAGAGAUUCUUCUCAAGUUUAUUCGCAAAGUUGUCGAACAGCUUGUAGAAGGUAUCAAGCCUGAUUCGGACCAACCCAGUCUUCCCCUAUUCCGGGUCGAGUUGAAACGCAGCGGUCGAAUCGAUCUAUGGUCAACAUAUGUCAACCAGCCAUUUUCCCCACCGCCGUUCUUUGACAUCAACGAUAUGAUGGAAAAGGCUAUUGCUAGAAAAAAUAUGGUUGGUGAUCAUCUUUGGUUGAUACAAACAGACCCUGCAUACUUGCGAAGGGUGAUACAAAUGGCUGCUGAAGGAUACCCUGAAGGUCAUCCAACAGAAGAGGUUCAUGACUUUGCGGUUGCUGAAAUCUACUACAACAUUUGGUGUUAUUGGUCAUGGGCAACAAUUGUGGAAGCUUGUGUUAAUGUGAGAACAAUGCAGCUCAAGUUUCGAGAUUUCAUCUAUCCUGGACGGCCACUGCCCCCAAAGUACGAACAGGUCCUACAGGAAUUGGAAUUGCUCCUGGAUUGUCAAUUUCGGCUUCGUCUGGAACCUUUGCCUAUGAUGUUAUCGUGGCGACCGGGUUUUCGCAAAUAUUUCAAGUUCGACCAUUCUCAUCCCGAUCAAGUUGCCAUCACAGGCUUAAUAGACAUUCCAAAAGUACACUCUGAAGAUCCGCUCUUCUUCAUCCUUCAUACUCUGCCGAUCGAUCCAGAUGCCGUUGCCCCUGAAAGUUCUGAUCUGGCUACAAAAUGGGCAUUCCUGGAGGACCAUCUCACCAAUACCACACAAGCAGAUUCCGCCCGACUUGAUGAAAUCCUCUAUGAAAGAUAUGCAGAUUAUGCAGCCAUACAGGAACUUUUCGCCAACGUCCACCGGCAUCUUCCAAUGCCACCGCUGCUUGUGGAGCUCGACUCUUUCGAGCCUGAAAAUAUUCAAAGUCUAGGUCGUCCGACAGUGCUGCGGCACCAAAUCGAAAGAAUCACCGAGGAGUAUUAUAUGCGCCCUCACGACAAGAAUGGGUCCAAAGCGCUUCUCAGGUUCACAAAAGCUUUUGAUAGCCAUCUCACCAAAGCAGACCUAAAUGAUCAAAUGAGAUUAGAACAAUUCAACUCUACCAGAGCCGCGUUAACCAAUUUCUGGUCCCUGAUCCGUCGAAAACGCCAGUCAGCAUUCAAGAUGAGAGGAAAGGUUUGGUCUGCUGAGGACAUAGCCGAAGACUUGAAGCUUAUUUCAGCUGAUCUCGAAUCAAGUUACCAAGACAUAUUUGCGGAAGAGCGACAAAAGAUUGUCGAUCGCAUACAGCGCCUAUCACACCAUCCUCCUCCAAAUUACUUGGAGCCAGCUCAGAGAGAAUGGGGCUCAACUCCAAGUGCUCCAUCUGCCUCUACAAAGGCUAAUUCGCGAUCAAAGAAAUCAAAGACGCAAAAGAACCCGGAGCAGCUUCCCAACAUCGAGAAACUAUCCAUUGCGACACACAAGGUCAAAGAAACUACCACAGCCAAGCCAUUUCCAAUCAAAGCACCAACUCUUCGGAUUCUGAACACCAUGUUUUCGAGCACCGCAGAAGCAGCUUCAAAACUAAUCAAUUGGGAUGAUUUUGUCAUGGCAAUGUCAGAUGUCGGAUUUAAAUCUCGGCAAACUACAGGAUCCGAAGUUGUCUUCCAACCAGAGGAGAAUGAUAGAGGUUGGAGUGGCAGAAUCAACUUUCAUAAGCCGCAUCCCGUUGGAAAAAUUGAUUGUGUCAUGAUGAGAGCUAUUGGUAAGAGAAUGGGUAGAUGGUAUGGUUGGAAAGAUGGAUUGUUUGUUCUAAAGGCAAAAUAA
This is a messenger RNA of Hymenoscyphus albidus, 2481 nucleotides long. Lineage: Eukaryota; Fungi; Ascomycota; Leotiomycetes; Helotiales; Helotiaceae. The record is from the annotation of a GenBank genome assembly.